UCAAGCAUAGACAGAGAAGGAAAUAUAUAUCCCUCAUGACAAUCGCUGCUGCAAUAUUCACCUUGAGGGAAAACUUUUCACAGAUGACGCAAUGCAGUUGAUUAUACCUACAAAACAUGGUGUUCUGAUGUCGGAUGAAGAACUUGCACAGUGGAUUUUGGAUCUCAGCAGCAACAGAAACAAGUUAGGUGCUAGAAGACGUCGUUAUAAUUUCGACGAUCAAACUGACGUGGACAAGGACGACUACCCAAAUCUUGUCGGAUUCUCUAAAAUUCAGUUUAACUCGCUGCUAGCAGAAAUAUCAGGCCAUGUACAUAACAGUGUCAACCGAAGUGUCCGAAAUGCGUUGGCCAUCUUCCUUAUGCUGCUUCGCCACAAUUUGGCUCAGAAAGUGCUGGGCAGUCUUUUUGGAAUCCCCAAUCAAUCAUGCGUGAGUGAGACCAUUGAUGCAGUCGCUACAGCGCUGGACAACCAUUUUGUCAAGAAAUACCUCGGUUUUGAACACUUGUCCUGUGAAGCAGCCCUUCGUGACCACUCUCGUCCAAUAUACUCGAAGCUAUUUAAAGAAGAAGACCCAACUAAGCUGUUUCUUAUCAUGGAUGGAACCUAUAUUUAUAUUGAAAAGCCGGCCGACUUUCACCUGCAGAAACUAACUUAUUCUGGGCAGAAAAAACGCAAUUUAAUCAAACCAUUUAUGAUAGUUCUUCCGUCAGGGUAUAUCUUGGCUGCGUGUGGUCCUUAUUAUGCAAAUGGUGCGAAUAACGACGCUGGGAUCUUAAAAUCCAUCCUGUCGGAGCUGCCACCUGAUUCAGAGACGUGAUUCAGACUCUUCUUCGCCUUGGACACCUCACACAUAUGCCAGAACUACUAGACACCGAUGAUAAACAAUUCACCACUUCGCAAGGAAAUGAGUCAAGACGGGUCACGUUGGUUAGAUGGUUGGUGGAGGCAGUAAAUGGAAGAAUCAAGAAAAAGUUCAAAUUAUUUCGAGAGACGGUUCCAGGAGGAUACCUUGAGAAGCUGCCCAUGUUGUUCAGAAUUGGUUGCGCCCUUAUUAACUGUUUCUGCCCUCCUCUCUCCACCCACUCACCCAAGCAUGAUAAGAUAGCCGAACGAGCAUUGGAACUUGCUGACCGGGAGAAUUUACUACAAAAGCGAGUGGAGGACGAGAAGAUGGAUCGCCGGACUAAGGAAUGGAAGACGGCCUCUCUGAAAGAAUUUCCAAAAUUCCCGAAGCUUAACGUUGACGAUCUGGAAGACAUAACCCUUGGAGUGUAUCAGAUUGGAUUGGCCAAGAGAUACGCUAAUCUGCACAUGAAAAAUUCUCCAAUCUUUGAAAUUAAACUGAAUUCAGAAUUUCCAAACAUCGUGCGAGCCAAGAUUGAAUCAAGGUUUACAGCCAAUAAAGCCCACGAUCUAUGGAUCGAAUAUUCUUCCGACCCAGAGGUUAAAGGUGCUGACGCAAUAAUUGGUUUCUACUGUAAAUGCAAACAAGGCGCUCGGACAUUGGGAUGUUGUGCACAUAUUUGCACAGUAAGUUAAAAUUAUUAUAUGUAAAAAAGCACAACUGGUAAAUGGUAGAUGUCUAUUUUUAUUAUAUUGUUAAAAGGUGCUGUGGUACUUGGGUUAUCAGAGGUACCAAAACCCAACAACAAUUAACGUUCGGAAAAGAAAACUGGAAAUUAUUAACGCCGGAAAACCUUAAUCGGAGGAUUAUCAUUAAGGCAGUUUUUGGUCAGGUUAUGCAUAUACAUUUAUUUCUUCUAAUCUGGUAAUGACUCACAAUUUUAGAUCAUCUAUAAGUACGGCAUAACUUGGGAAGGCACAUGAGUACUAUGAUUGAUUUCGUAGUUUGCAAUCCCAACCCUACUUAUAAAAGCAUGUUAGGCGAAUUAAACUAAUAUUAAUAUUGCGUAUUGUUUUUUUCAGGUUUCAGUGAGUUACAAUUUUUUUGUGUUGUGUACAUUUUCAUGGAUGUAUGUAUUAUUCCAGUGUAAAGUUAUGAUGCUGUAGAAAAAUAAAAUCUGAGUUGUAUUGUAUAUAUGUACGAAUUAUAAUCUGUCAAAUUAUAAAUAUACAAUAUAUAUA
This is a messenger RNA of Folsomia candida, 2088 nucleotides long. RefSeq lists its product as uncharacterized. Bases 92 to 820 code for a protein of 242 amino acids. The transcript has 4 exons. NCBI's taxonomy places the organism in Eukaryota, Metazoa, Arthropoda, Collembola, Entomobryomorpha, Isotomidae. The record is from RefSeq and is a predicted model, not a curated record.